AUGACCGGGGUGUUUGACCGGAGGGGUCCCAGCAUCCGCUCCAGUGAGUUCCCCGCUCCUUUUCAGACGGCCGCAGCCAUGCAUCACCCAUCUCAGGAGUCGCCCACUUUGCCAGAAUCCUCGGCCACAGAUGCCGACUAUUACAGCCCGGCGGGGGGUGCCCCGCACGGCUACUGCUCGCCCCCGGCAGCUUCCUACGGCAAGGCACCGCAUCCUUACCAGUAUCCCUACCACGGCGUGAGCGGGGCCGCAGCCGGGCCGCCGCCCGGCACCUACCCCGCCAAAGCGUACGCGGACUACGGCUACGCCAGUUCCUACCAUCCCCAGUACAGUGGGGCUUAUGGUCGGGCACAGAGCUCUUCGGGCCAGCCAGACAAAGACUCUGCAGAGCCCGAGGUGAGGAUGGUGAAUGGCAAACCCAAGAAGGUUCGCAAACCCCGGACGAUUUACUCCAGUUUUCAGCUGGCUGCCCUGCAGAGGCGGUUUCAGAAGACCCAAUACCUCGCCCUGCCCGAACGCGCCGAACUGGCGGCGUCUUUGGGCCUCACGCAGACACAGGUUAAAAUCUGGUUUCAGAACAAAAGGUCCAAGAUUAAGAAGAUCAUGAAGAACGGGGAGAUGCCGCCGGAGCACAGCCCAAGCUCCAGUGACCCCAUGGCGUGUAACUCUCCCCAGUCUCCAGCUGUGUGGGAGCCUCCGGGCAGCGGGGCAGCAGCUCGCUCGCUUGGCCACCACCCUCACGGCCACCCUGCAGCUUCCAAUCCGUCCCCCGCCUCAAGCUACCUGGAGAACUCGGCGUCCUGGUACCCCGGGGCCGGUUCCCUCAAUUCCCACCUCCAGCCGCACGGCUCCCUACAGCAUCCGCUGGCGCUCACCUCCGGGACGCUUUACUAG
Molecule: messenger RNA, 894 nt
Organism: Vombatus ursinus (common wombat)
Lineage: Eukaryota; Metazoa; Chordata; Mammalia; Diprotodontia; Vombatidae
Gene: DLX5
Product: distal-less homeobox 5
Exons: 3
Coding region: 1-894 (297 amino acids)
Biological process (GO): cell differentiation; anatomical structure formation involved in morphogenesis; regulation of transcription by RNA polymerase II
Molecular function (GO): RNA polymerase II cis-regulatory region sequence-specific DNA binding; DNA-binding transcription factor activity, RNA polymerase II-specific
Source: RefSeq, a predicted model, not a curated record